CUAAAUCUAAUAUUUUUCUUUUAAAAUAAAUUAUAUAUGAAAAUAAUCAAGGUAUGGGCAUUACAAGUUACAAGGCCUAUUUGGUAAUUUGAACAAAAAAAUAAAAUAAAAAAAUAAAAAAAUACAAAAGCAAAGAUUUAAGCUUUGAAAUUUGAAUCUGAUAUGUAUGUAUCUGAGUCGUCUGAGUCCCCCAAUCAGUUGGAAUGAUUCCUGCCAAAGCAAAAGUAGAGCAACCAUUAAAGGAAGCAUAUAAAAAACACUAAAGAUCCCAAGAACUCACAGAGAAGGAAGCCUUGGUACCAAAGAGCAAUAGAGAUGGCAACACUAUGGAAAUCCCUUCCAAAUAAACCUCCCAAAAAUCCCACAAAGCCCUACAACCUUUGGAGACCAAUUAUAAACUCGAAAACAAACGACACGAACCCCACGACAAACCCUACUACGAGGAACAAGCUAAGGAAAUGCACCUCGUUAAGAGUGGCAACAUCGUUCACUCGAGUUUGUCUAUGCGCACCGAUUUCUUCGUACAACGAGGUUUUUCAAGUGGACCACGUUCCUCCGAGAAGGAGCUAUAGCUACCCGAGGUCAUCUUCUUCGAAGCCUAAUUUACACCACGGAACAACACAAGACGGUAUAAUUAGAAGUACUCCGAGUGCAAGAAUGAGUAUCGAAGGGCGGAAGAUUUUUCGCGGAAAAUCUUUGACGGACGACGUUUUGAUGAGAAGAUUUGUUGUUGAGGAAGAAGCAAUGAUGCAAGUUAGGAGAAGGAAUGAGAUGGAAAUUAUUAGGAGAAGAAGUGCUAUGAGGAGGAGAAAGCUUGGCCCAAGUCCUUUGAGUAGAAUGGUGUUGGUUGAGGAGGAGGAAUACUAAGCAUAUAUUAUGAAAGGGGCGAUUAUAAGUUUUAUUUCCUUUUAUUUAAUUUUUUUUUUCUUCCCACUCUAAUUUUGUAUUGGAAUUGGUGUUUUUUUUUUUUUUUUUUUUUAAUUUGCUUGUGUUUUUUGAUGGGAUGAGUUAUAUUUUAGCUAAUUUUCUUAAUUUCGGUUUAUGUGGAUUAAUCAAGAAAAAAUACAAGUAAGAAUUGUGAAAAACAAAUGACUAUGUUUUUAGCUAGGGAAACUUAGCUAAUAUAUAUGAGAUUCCGUUUUAGAACAACAUUUUUCAAUCCGAAUUCCAAAAUUUCGAG
Messenger RNA from Erythranthe guttata (spotted monkey flower), 1180 nucleotides. Lineage: Eukaryota; Viridiplantae; Streptophyta; Magnoliopsida; Lamiales; Phrymaceae. The record is from RefSeq and is a predicted model, not a curated record.